Messenger RNA from Leptopilina heterotoma, 2505 nucleotides. RefSeq lists its product as uncharacterized. Bases 1 to 2505 code for a protein of 834 amino acids. The record is from RefSeq and is a predicted model, not a curated record. Gene Ontology annotation, biological process: DNA integration. The transcript has a single exon. Gene Ontology annotation, molecular function: nucleic acid binding. Lineage: Eukaryota; Metazoa; Arthropoda; Insecta; Hymenoptera; Figitidae.
AUGGACGACUUUUUAGACUGCGUUGAUUCUGAGAUCGAAGCAUUAGAGUUAAUUAAGCAAGUAACGGAAAUAAAUAGUCAGGCAGGUUUCGAAAUGCACCAAUGGGCAAGUAACAGUCCUGAAGUAAUGAAAAAUAUCGCCCCUGAGAAAAGAGCCGAAGGUCCCAUAAAUUUUACAGUAAAAAAUUCUCUCGAAUGCUACGAGAAGGCAUUAGGUAUAUUAUGGAAUCCUCGAAGUGACGUGUUUCGAUUUAAUAUAACGUUUACUACUAACACCGCGAAACUUUUAAAUAAGAAAGAUGUAACGAAGAGAGAAUUAUUGAGAGUUAUAAUGUCGGUUUUUGACCCACUCGGUUUCCUAUCUCCUAUUACUAUCAGAGGUAGAAUGCUCUUGCAAGACGUUUGGCGGAGCAGAAUCGCUUGGGAUCAAGAACUACAGGAGUCCGAAGCACGAAAUUGGCAAAAUUGGUUGUCUAGUAUAAGUACUGUUAAGGGGAGCGAAAUUUCAAGGUGUUAUUCUUAUCGCACAGAAAAAGUAGUUCGGAGAGAAUUGCACACGUUCUGUGACGCGAGUAAGUUAGCUUACGCUGCAGUAGCGUACUUAAGAGUGACAUAUGACAAUGGAUCCGUAGAUCUAGCUUUCGUUGCUAGCAAGAGCAGAGUAACCCCGAUGAAACCUCAAUCUAUACCAAGGUUAGAAUUACAAGCCGGAGUCAUAGGUUGUCGAUUAGCAGAAACAAUUAAAAAAGAACUCGAACUACAAAUAAAUGAACAAUACUUCUGGACGGAUUCCAGAACUGUUCUUCAGUGGAUACAAAAUGAUCCACGAACAUAUCCGCCGUAUGUAUCCCAUCGUCUGGGAGAAAUAGAUGAGCUUUCCAAUAUCCAAGAGUGGCGCUGGGUCCCAUCAAAGGAAAACCCAGCGGAUAUUGCGACAAGAGAUACAAACUUUACACCAUCGAGUAUGUCGCAUUGGUUUCAAGGACCAGCUUUUUUAGAAAAAGGAAAGGAAAAUUGGCCUGAAAGUGUCAUUAAGCAAAAUUUUGUAAUUUUAAACGUAAAAAUUCCUAACUUUGGUACUCCCGACAUUAAUCGAUUUUCAUCAUGGUUACGUCUAAUACGAACAACCAUGAAAGUAUUACAAUUUGUACAACUAUGUAAAGGGAAUGUCAUUUCUAAGAAACAAUUGUUUGAUAAAGCAGAAAGACAAUGGAUACUUCAAACACAGCAGGAGUCAUUCGGCGCGGAACUUGAAUCGUUAAAAAGGGGGGAAAAUAUCGACAAGGGUAGUAAACUGUUAUGUUUAUGUCCGAAAUUAGACCAGGAUGGACUAUUAAGAGUAGAUGGUAGGAUCAACGCAGCGAGAAACGUAUCAAAAAAAAUGAAGAACCCAAUAAUUUUAGACGGUAAACACCCUUAUUCCAGGUUACUUAUCGAUUACUUUCAUAAAAAAUUUCACCACGGUAAUCAAAUGACGGUUAUAAACGAAGUAAGGCAAAAAUUUUGGAUUACUAAACUACGAUCUACUGUACGUGCAGUGGUGGAUCAUUGUCUGUACUGCCGACUGCGACGAGCUAAACCGAAAGUACCUCGAAUGGGAGAGUUACCAACAGCGAGAGUAUCUCACCACGUUUGGCCAUUCACCUAUUGCGGAAUAGAUUAUUUUGGCCCAAUGCAGGUUAAAAAAGGGAGACGUCGCGAAAAACGUUGGGGGGUAUUAUUCACGUGCUUAUCGACUAGAGCAGUGCAUCUUGAAUUAGCUGCAUCCCUAAGCGCAGAUUCAACGAUUCUAGCUAUCCGCAGAUUAUCAGCGCGUAGAGGCCAACCUCUUGAACUCUAUUCUGAUCAGGGGACCAAUUUUAAAGGAGCAGAUAGAGAAUUGCGCAAUGCUAUUUCUGAAAUUGAUGUAGAAAAACAACGUGAAUAUGCUGCAGCUAACUCCAUCACUUGGAAAUUUAACCCCCCGGCAGCACCACACAUGGGUGGUAGCUGGGAGAGGUUAGUGCGGUCUAUUAAAACCUCGCUAAAAGUAAUACUUAAAGAACAAGCUCCAACAGAAGAAGUGUUACUAACCCUCAUGACAGAAGCAGAGUAUGUCGUGAAUUGUCGCCCUCUCACGGAAAUUUCCAUGGACCCAAAAGAUCCGGAAGCAUUGACGCCCAAUCAUUUUUUGAUCGGCUCAUCAUCCAGAAUCCCUGACGUGAAUAAAUAUGGAAUAAUACAGAAGUGUUCGCGAAAACAGUGGAAAAUAGCUCAACAUUUGAGUGAAGAAUACUGGAAGAGAUGGAUAAGGGAGUAUCUUCCUACAAUGAUCUCAAGAAAAAAGUGGCAAGAAGACUCACAUCCGAUAAAGACCGGUGAAGUUGUAGUUAUAACCGACAGACGCUUCCCAAGGAAUACUUGGUUGAAAGAGAUCGUAGAACAAACAUAUCCUGGGUUGGACAAACGUGUACGAGUUGCUAAAAUAAGAACAAGUAGAGGAUCACUUAUGACGAGUAGGCCAUAA